Messenger RNA from Daucus carota subsp. sativus, 747 nucleotides. RefSeq lists its product as uncharacterized. The record is from RefSeq and is a predicted model, not a curated record. Lineage: Eukaryota; Viridiplantae; Streptophyta; Magnoliopsida; Apiales; Apiaceae. The transcript has 4 exons. Bases 1 to 747 code for a protein of 248 amino acids.
AUGCCGUGGAAAAGUUACAUAGUUCAAUGCAGAAGAAGUACAAGACUUCGUGCACAUAGUUUGUCAAAGUUUACAAACACUGCAGAUACUCCUGUAGAUUUAGAAUCCGAAGAUCAAGCAAACAUGAAUACCAACAACAGAGGAGACAAUAGACCACUUGCAAAAGUCUAUCGACGUCCAGAUAACAAAGUCAUAAAGGCUACUGCUGGAAGAAAUAUCAAAACUCUUGUUGGAAAUAAACUUGUUGAUGAAGUAGAAGGGGAUGAACAUAAUUGUAAUAAUCUGGUGGAUGAACAAGAUGGAGAUCAAGAUAAUGACAAACAAAGUGAUGAAGAUAUGCAAGAAGGUGAAGAAGACAGUGCACAAGAAGAUAGUGCAGAAGACAUGGAGCAAGACGAUAGUGCACAAGAAGGUGAAGAAGGUGAUGACGAUAGUGCACAAGAAGGUGAAGAAGGUGAUGAAGAUAGUGCAGAAGAAGAAGAUGAUGAACAAGACGAUGUACUAAACGAAAGUGAGGAAGAAAAUGAGGAUGAAGAAGAAGAGGAUGAACAAGAAGAGGAUGAAACAGAAAAUCAAGCUCAAGUCAACAAUGCACAACCAAAGAUUAAAAUAACAAAAUACAAAAGGAAAAAGGAAGCUGCAUUUGAAACUCAUAUACCAAGAAAAAGGAUUGCUGGAACAUUAUAUCCACUAUUGAAGUUCAUGAACAAGGAUGUUAAGGUAUUUUUUAUUUAUUUCGUUACUUAG